AUGACAAUAUACUCGUGUCUGCCUGGAUUCUCAUCUAAUGACGAAUACCCAAACACAACAUGUAAUGGAAGUCAUUGGUCAAGUGUACGGUUUGCCUGUUCAGAUAUUUCCUGUGGCCCUCCUCCAGAUAUUUUAAACACAGUAAAAGUAUCUGACGGCUUCUAUAAUGGUAGUAUGACAGUAUACUCGUGUCUGCCUGGAUUCUCAUCUAAUAACGAAUACCCAAACACGACAUGUAAUGGAAGUCACUGGUCAAGUGUACAGUUUGCUUGUUCAGAUAUUUCCUGUGGUCCUCCAUCAGAUAUCUCAAACACAAUUAAAGUAUCUGACGGGUUCCAUAAUGGUAGCAUGACAAUAUACUCGUGUCUGCCUGGAUUCUCAUCUAAUGACGAAUACCCAAACACAACAUGUAAUGGAAGUCAUUGGUCAAGUGUACAGUUUGCUUGUUCAGUACCGAACGCAUACUAUACUGUUGACAACAACACGGCUACCUAUCACUGUAACCAUGGCUACAUAGGAAAUCAAACAAAUACCACCAUCAGAUGUGUGAACUCACAAUGGGAAUCUAUAACUCUAAGUUGCUCAAAUUUUUCCUGUGGCACCCCUCCAGAUAUUUUAAACACAGUUAAAUUAUCUGACGGUUAUCAUAAAGGUAGUAUGACAAUAUACUCGUGUCUGCCAGGAUUCUCAUCUAAUAACGAAUACCCAAACGCAACAUGUAAUGGAAGUCACUGGUCAAGUGUACAGUUUGCUUGUUCAGAACAAGCUUGCUCUUAUCCCCCUGAUGUGGCCAAUGCAUUCAAAGUAACAAAUGGAUUCAGUAACGGAAGUACAACGUCAUACAUGUGUAUGUCUGGGUACAUUGCCAAUGGUGCCAUUCCAGUAAUAUCCUGUAACGGAACACAUUGGACCAAAACUUUGUUUUCAUGUUCGAGACAGCUUGAAACCAAUCUAACAACAAAUGACACAGCGAUCGCAUAUGCUCUGGAGGGCCUUAAGAUUCCAAGAAAGAAGACAACAACUUAUAACCGUAGUUUGAACUGUGCUAGUGAUUCCCGUCCUAGUGCCCAGGCUAUUGGUGCCGUUGGUCUGGUUGUCAUCUCCCUGUUUGUGUUACUAAUUAUUUUAGCAGAUUGUGUAUCUUUCUAUCAGAAAAGGAGAUUAAGAAAUAUCACGAAAAAGACAAAAAUGAGGUGA
This is a messenger RNA of Saccostrea echinata, 1197 nucleotides long. RefSeq names its product sushi, von Willebrand factor type A, EGF and pentraxin domain-containing protein 1-like. Lineage: Eukaryota; Metazoa; Mollusca; Bivalvia; Ostreida; Ostreidae. The transcript is spliced from 7 exons. The record is from RefSeq and is a predicted model, not a curated record. Bases 1 to 1197 code for a protein of 398 amino acids.